Messenger RNA from Bactrocera oleae (olive fruit fly), 2222 nucleotides. It is a transcript of the gene tra2, whose product is annotated as transformer 2. Lineage: Eukaryota; Metazoa; Arthropoda; Insecta; Diptera; Tephritidae. Gene Ontology annotation, molecular function: RNA binding. Gene Ontology annotation, cellular component: spliceosomal complex. Gene Ontology annotation, biological process: positive regulation of mRNA splicing, via spliceosome. The record is from RefSeq and is marked provisional.
GUUAACCGGUGUAUGCAUAUGUAGUAAUAUAGAAGUGAAUAGUUAAUAAAUUCGCAAAAACAUUGAAAAUAAUUCGCAUAGAUUGUAAAGAUAGUAACAAGCUGAGUUGAUAUUAAAUUAAACCAAACGUUAACAUAACCUCAUUAUGUCGGUUUAUGUUUAGGGUAUUUGCGAAAUAUCAAAUAGCAAUAUUGAAUUUUUUCUUAUUGUAGAGCCCACGUUCACGUAGCCGUAGCCUUUCCCCACGUCGCAGUUACACUAAGUCGCCAGUUCGUCGCGGCAAUGGGCGCCGGCGGCAUUCUAGAGAAAAGUUUUAUAGCUCUCGCAGUAGAUCAGCUUCACGACAACCGCCUUCUCCACCACCACUGCCAUCAGGACGAGGUGGACGUUACUCAGAAGCCAGCCAAAGCUCUUCAACAAUAGUGAAAUUAUAGCAAAAACUUAUAUGAACUCAAAUAAUGAAAGGCAUAAUUUCAAUGUAAGAUUCGAUUUCAAAAAUAUACACAGAAUUGACUUGAACGGCAACAAUUUUCAAACAAAAACCAAAUGUUACUUCUGUGAAUUAAAAGAUCGAGAUAAUCGGCGAAACGCAAAAAAAAAGUACACAAUAUUAUCAAGUCUAAUGCAACAGCGCAAGUUUUGCAAAUUACAUCACAAUAUAAUCCUUUCAAUGAAACUCAAGUGUGAAAUGCAUUAAAAAAAUGAAUUUUUAACGGGCACACAUGAAAAGCUAAUGAUCAACACAGUUAUCAGCGCGAAUAGUUUUUUGAAAAUAUAUAUUUACACUUGGUGUGGUAUAUCCAACAUUCAAUAUUUGCAUUUUUUUCUUUCGCAUGUUAAAAGGUCACUCUCACCACGUCAUGGCCGUCGUAUAACCCGUUCACGUUCUCGCAGCACACACGAAAAUCGUCGCGGUAAUCGAGAAAAACCAGUGCAAAAUCGUUGUAUAGGUGUAUUUGGUUUAAGUGUGUAUACAACGCAACAAAAAAUACGUGAUAUAUUUUCAAGAUUUGGACCCAUCGAACGAAUACAAGUCGUAAUUGAUGCACAGACUGGAAGAUCGCGCGGAUUUUGUUUUAUUUAUUAUGAAGACAUAGCGGAUGCUAAGGCGGCCAAGGACGCUUGCUCCGGCAUGGAAAUCGAUGAUCGGCGCAUAAGAGUUGAUUACUCAACAACACAAAGACCGCACACACCCACACCUGGUGUCUAUAUGGGCCGACAAACACGGCGUGAACGUGAACAUAAUGAUCGCUAUAGAGAUGACUAUCGCCCGCGCCGUCGCUCGGGCUCACCUUAUCACAAUCGCAGCAAUAAUUACCGCAGUGAUCGAAGGCGUCGUUAUGAACGCAGCCGAAGUCGUUCCUAUUCGCCGCGGCGCGCACGCUACUAAAAUCGCUCCAUGCAUAUAAAUUAAACUGUUAUCAGUAAUUUAUACGCAAAAGAAAAAAAACACACACACACACACCUCAGUGCUAUAGUAGUGGUGUCGAAAAAUAAACUGUUACCUAUAUUUUUCAAAUGGAUUUAAUGUGCAAAAAGCGAACAAAAAAAUUACAAAAUUACAAACAGCUACUGAAUUUUAGCGUAAUAUCAUGAGUUAUUGUUUGGUUGCAUUAGUGUUUCGUUAAGGUUGCCAUACUAUAUUCAGCAUUUGGCAGCAAAUUCUUUAUUAUAAAUAAUGUUUCGAAUAAUUUGUAUUUUCAAAAAUUCAAUACUGGCAUCAACGACGUGUUCAGCAAACAGCACAAUAUUUCAGACUUUCGCCCCACUUCGGAAUUUACUCAGUUUUUUUUUUAUUGUUUAUGCUAGUUUCAAUGCAAUUACAAUUGCUACUUAUUUAAUAAUACCAUUAUUAUUUGCUUACUUAUAAUUGUUAUUAACAACACAUUUUAUUAGUUGACUACCAAACAUUUCAAUCAGUCACUUUAAUGUUUAGCAGUAGAGUGUAGUGUAUCGCAAUUUCCCAAUUAUAAAAUAUAAACAAAAACACCAGUUAAAUGUGCUGUAGCAACCUCUGCAUUAAAGAAUUUGCAUAUGUAACUAUUUAAAUGUAUGUAUGUAUGUCCACUAGACAUUAUCGAAUAACUGUGGGGUAGAAGUUUCGCUACUAUUUUUAUAUAUUAUAAAAAAAAGCGAGACUACAACUUUUGUUUACUUGUAAUUUUAAUUAGUUUUAAUAUUUACUAAUAAAAAUGGAAUAAAAGAUGAAGAAAAAAUCGAAA